Molecule: messenger RNA, 7606 nt
Organism: Triplophysa dalaica
Lineage: Eukaryota; Metazoa; Chordata; Actinopteri; Cypriniformes; Nemacheilidae
Gene: crybg2
Product: crystallin beta-gamma domain containing 2
Exons: 22
Coding region: 106-6945 (2279 amino acids)
Biological process (GO): visual perception; lens development in camera-type eye
Molecular function (GO): structural constituent of eye lens
Source: RefSeq, a predicted model, not a curated record
UCACAACUGAGUGUUGCAUUCGCCUCUGUGCGAGUAGUCAGCUGAUACCUAUCGUGCAUCGAGACAGCUCAUCAUAAUACACUGUUGCAGAAUUUUGGCGAAGUCAUGGCGAAGAAAAGUAUUUCCACUAGAAAGACUUUAAAGAGCGUGUUUUCUAGAAGUGAAGCGAAUCUUAAAGAAUCUGUGGAGAAUGACAGCGGUAAGAGUUCAACAAUCAAGUUCUUCAAAUGGAAGAAAAAGAAGAAAAGCUCAACAGAAGGACCAGAGGACAACCUGGAAUUUACAAGAACCGAGACUGCCUCAUUGGACAAUGCAGAAAGUCAGGAUGGAGAAGAGUCCUCUGGACAUGUGUCAUCUCUUUAUGGCACUGCCCCCAGGUCAAAGAAAGGGCUGAUAAGUUAUUCAGAAACUGACCUCCGUAAACCCAGGAGCUUCAACCUAUUCAACCUAAAUUGGAAAAAGAAGAAGAAAGAUGUGUCCAAGGGAUCUUCAAGCGGCAUUAAAAAUCCAAGGGUCGAAGGUCAUAUCAAUGAGAAAGAUGAGUUGGAAUACCAGGGAGAAACAGAUCAAAUCUCACGACAUCAGAUUGGUUUUGAAGCUCCUUCCUAUACGAUCUCUAACCAAUCCCAGGGUGUCUUCAGUGACUUGUCUUUGGGCAAUGAGGAAGACAGACUAAGAGAUGAUGUCAUUGCAACUGAUGCUUUUAUGCCACCCCAACUGGACAGUGAAAUAAUACCCUACAUUGACUCUUCAUUCUCUGAUAGUGAUGGUUACCAGACACCUCCAGAGAGCCCAGCCACAGGUUAUCGCUCAUGCAAUGUUUCCCCAGUUGUGAAUAGGGAUUACCUAGCCCCUGCUGAAACGAAUAUACCCGGGGCCUCCAGCACCUUCUCAAAACAUCUGUAUAGGAUUUCUGAGAUGGAUGGUCCUGAACCUGUAAAUGUAACAGGCAAUCUGCACACCGCAGAAGUCUUUUCCUCAAAUAAUGCUGCAGUAGAAGAAAGUCCAGAGACUGACCAUGCUAGUCCAAAAUCUUACACUUCAGAGGCUGAUGUCAUAGAUUCAGUCAGUCUCAUUCCCAAAGGCCAAACUGCAGAAAGUGUUGAUACACAUCCUGUUGAUAAUUCAAACCUUGAUAAACAUCCGAACCCAAAUGGGGUUUCUGUUAUGGAUGAUUAUUCACUUUUUAACUCCGAUUUUUGGAAGACUGAUUCGGCUGAUUUUGAAGUCAAACCCCUGACUGCAGACAACAUCUCUAAAGCAGACACAAUAACCUUUACAACAGAGAACUCCAUCUCUUCCAUCCCCCAGCAUUCCCCCUCUUUUAUCUCUGGUAGUUUUAUGUCUGAUUCAAACAAUAUCGAAUCCCAAUUGAGUUCCACCUCAAACUCAGAUUUAGUGUUUACCCAUCCUGAACCUUCCCACAGUAGUCCUGGAUACAUUAUAACUACUGAGCUAAAAGACUACCUAACCAGUACUACAGAUGACACAAACGUGUCUGUCACAGAACUGGUUAAAAACCCAGACCCUUACGAUGGUAUGAAUGUAACUACUUAUACGAGCAAACCCGUUUCUGUUCCAGAUGUGUCUUCCAACUUUGUGGAUGUUAACAUGGAUACAAAGGCUAUUUCAUCAUUCCCCAAUUCGGAUGCUGAAGGAAAUUCAAGCACAGUUUAUGAAGAUGCCUAUACUGUAAAUUACCCUGUAAUUUUUAGCCACCUUGAAGAUUCUCAGCCUGAUUUUAGUAGUGAAACCAUCUCAAUGGAAUCUCCUCAAACUGAGCAUAAUCCCAAAUUUACCCUUGAUUCAGAAGAACCUUACCCUGUUGAAGCACCUGUUCACCCUGAACCUGUCUUUACUGAGGAUGAGUCAAAGGAUACGUCAAGGAUACACACCACUAACUCUACUAAAACCCACACCUUUGACCUCUCAGGUCCCUCAGAUCCCAUCCCAUCUGACCCAGACCAUUCCUGGAGAGUUCUGACUGAAAAUACGUAUUAUUCAAGCACUUUAUCCCAGAAUGAAAGACAAGAUUACACAAGUAAGGGAAUAGACCGAGCAAAAUCCGCCAGCUUUGAAAAUGUCUCUAGUUCUUCUUCAGAUUUGACCGAAUUUGGGACGUCCAAGACUUUAAUCUCUGAAGCCACUCAUUCACAGGAACUGUUCAACUCUCAGGCCCAAAAGGAAGAGAUCUACCAGAGAACAAUCCAAUCUUAUAAAGGUUUAAAUACGGAGGAGGUGCUUUAUAAAGGAAGUCUUAAGAAUUAUGAGAUGGUCGGUCAGGGUAAAACAUCAGAACUGUCUAUGACAACCAAAAAUGAAGUGCAAAUGAAGGAGCCAGAGGAGAAAUAUAGAUCGGAUGGUGUUUAUAAUAAAACUCACGAAGUCUCACCAAUUGAAGAAAAAUAUAUCUACAUUUUACCACAAAAACAAUUGUCCCUUAAUGAGACUGUUGAGAUUCAACGUGUCCAGAAUCAUGAGGAGGCUGAAGACAUGACAGAAAGUUUGCAAAACACCAGAGAAACAUAUAAAAGUCAUGGUGUACUAGCACUAGAAUCAGAGGUAUGUGUAGAGACUGAAUUGUUGACGGGUCCAGCAGAAAGGCAUAUUCACCGUUUCGCUCCACUGAAACCAGCCCUACCAGUCGAUCGAGAAUGUGUCCCAAAAGAAUGUGACCCCACCCCUCCCGCCACCGAGCCAGUAGAGGUAUGGCUCGCAGAUUCCAGCAUGGCAACAUACAAUCACCUGGAGACUUGGCCCCACCCACGCCGUUCUAGUGAAGAGAAAACACUACUACCGGAGGACACCGUGAGGAUCCAAUACCAAACACGCACUGAGAUCCUCCACACUGAGAGGGAGGAACACGGGGCCAACGGAGAGGAUCGCAAAGUCACAUUCCUCACAAGUACACAGAACGGUGAAGGUCAAGGCUGGCAAACCGCUCCGGACACGGAGAAGAUCCCCGCUGCGUACAACACAGAAGAGACCUUCAUACACAGUAAAAACACAAGUCAGGGAGAGGUUGAGUUGACGGAGAUAAAAUCAGCCACAGAUAGCAUCACAACCUUCACUCACGGGAGUGUGGUAGAUAUCAGUGAAACCACACCUGAGGGCAGGACAGACGUUGAAGUUAACGCUGUCCAGGAGCACCUGCUUCCAACACAGCUGACACAAGGCGACAGAUUCUUUGAUGCAGCUACUGUUCUUAAUACAUUGAUUGAAGAGCCAGAAACAGAAAACGAAGCAGGAACUGAGCCUGGAUCGGAGACAGACAUGAGCACUGGCGUUGCUGUCUUCAAUACGAAGCUUAGCCGGCCAUCAUCCACCCGAGAGGGCAGAGAUGACGUCAUGGUGGUCCGCAAAGUGUCCCUGGUCAACUCUGACAGUAAGAUCAGUUUGGGCAACCAUGAAAGUCAGUUGGACAGCAACGAGUUUAGAGAUUCAGAAUCGAGUCCUGAACUUCCCGGAAGAUGGCAAAGCCCCCAUUCUGAUUCUGAAGUAAAGACGUUCACAGAGAAUUCAGAUUAUAACCUCACAAACAGCUUGCAUUCCUCUCCACUGUCCACAAGCUAUGAAAGAGGUGUCUACACGUCUCAUUUCAGCUCCUCCGGGACUCAGAAAACCCAGCCCACUUCUUAUUCCUUGGAGAGCACCGGUAGCCUUGGCAACAGUAGCUGGAAAUUCUCGGAGAGCGAAGUUCAAUCAGGUAGUGCGGGUUACUACAGUGGGAGGAGCAGGGUGGAGCUUAGUACACCUGUCGGAGAGAGAGAGGGAGAGAUACGGAAAACAGGCUUUGACUCCCAGGAUAGCAGCUUGAUGAUCACGGAGGUGGUAGAGGAUUUCUCCGAUGUGUUCAAAGCCACACGCGUAGAGGUGGACUCCUCGCCCACUGAUCUCGAAGCCGAACCUCUGAUUUCUUACACACACGAGAUGGACAACCUGGUGGAUACAUUGAAGAGCAUGGAGCGACCGGUCCGUCAGAGGCUUCCCCGCCAAGCAUCCAACACACCGUUCUCCUCGCUGCCUCCAAUCGAAGAGGACGCCCCGAUCUUGACUCCAUCUCGAAUCUCGCCCAUUACAGAGCCAAAGAAGCUUUUGAACGGAGAUUUCAGUUUACCACUUGACUUGGGUUUCCACUUGAAUUCCCCCAAGGACAUGCGAUCUCCUAUGGCCAUGCUGAAAGAAAGGCAGUCUGGAGAUCCUCCGAGGCUUCCCCAGCCCAUGCGAGCUUCGGCCCUGAGCAGCAUCGUCAUGCGCAAGGGUUCCCUCACUGACCUGAACACCGAAGAGACACCCGCGACAAACGGAGAGAGUCUGCUCCCCACAUCUCGCCUGGAAAACAGCCUGUACUUCCAGCCAGAGAAUGGAAAACGCUCCUUCUUCCGCGCAGCCUCUCUCCCCGACAUCAGCAACAGUCACGACCACAUGAGCUCGGCCCCCAAGAGCACGGACAGUCUGGUCGGAAACGGCUAUGAACGCUUCUCGUACCUCAUGUCUUCAUCGAGUUCACUAAGCGGGAUUUCCGAAACAUCUCGGAUGAGCAUGCCUCCUUCUUUCCGACAUAACUCCUCUACAGAGACCUCAAGCUUUGACCCCAAGAACUCAUUUGAUCUUUACCGCUCACCAGUACUGGGUCUUCAACGCAGCAGUAGCGUUGAUGGAGCACUUCAUCAUCAACACAAUGAUUACAAAGGCUUCCAGAUGAAUCAGAAGCCAAAAGCGGAGCCGGAGCAAACAUUAACACUCAAAUACAAAGCCUUCCCGGAUUCAUAUCAAACAAAAGAAAAGGAACAUGGGAAGCUCAAUCCUCGACCUGGAAAGAUGUUCAUUUAUGACAAGCCUGGAAUGACCGGCCAUGUAAUUGAAGUUCGAGGUGAUGUUAUGGAUGCCACAUCGUGGGAGUUUACAGGAACCAUUUCUAUAAGAGUGGUCAGAGGGGGUUGGGUGUUGUAUGAGAAGCCAGACUUCAAAGGAGAAAAGAUAGCACUAGACGAGGAGGACAUAGAGCUGACAAAUCCAUUCGGACCACCGGAGGAAGAAGAAGCUCCUCUGGAGAAUGGAACCGCACAGGAUCAAGAAGAUGAAGAGCCCAAGCCACAGAUGAAGAAAACUUUUGUCAUUGGGUCCAUACGACGAGCAGUGCGGGAUUACAGUGUUCCUGAAAUAAGUUUCUUCCCAGAGGAGAAUGCAGAGGGCAAGAAGGUCACGUUUAGAGACACGUCCGAAGACGCCAGAAUUUUUGGAUUUCCUAUCAAAGCCAACUCCGUGAUUAUCAACGCUGGACUAUGGCUGGUGUUUGCAGAACCCUUCUUUCAAGGCAACCCACGGGUGCUUGAAGUCGGGGGUUACUCAUCACCUGCCGCCUGGGGUGUCACAAACCCAUAUGUGAGCUCUGUGCACCCGCUAAAAAUCGGGGAACCUCGAGUUGAGAACAUUUCUGAUCCAAAAAUUGUGCUUUAUGAAAAGCCAUAUUUCACUGGGAAAAGCAGAGAAAUCUACAGCUGCAUGAGAGACUUCAUGACAAGAACAGACAAUAGACAAUCAUUGUAUAUGUACAGUCCAGGAUCUAUUAAAGUUAUUGGAGGAUGCUGGGUGGGCUACGAAAAGGAAGGUUUCCGUGGUUACCAGUAUCUUUUGGAGGAGGGAGAAUACCAUGACUGGCGGGUGUGGGGAGGGGUUAACUCAGAGCUGCGCUCGGCCCGAGUCAUUCAAACUGACCUGUCAGAGCCGGUGGUGAUGUUAUAUGCAGAGCCCGAAGGACAGAUGGAGAAUGAAGAAGAGCAAACGUUUGAGGUGACGGAAGCUGUGCCGGAUGUGGAGCUGUUCGGGUUCGGCAUCAACACCCAUUCCAUCCAUGUGCUGAGUGGAGCAUGGGUCGCCUACUCUCAUGUGGAUUUCUCCGGCAACCAGUAUGUCCUAGAGAAGGGCUUCUACACAGGCUGUGGGGAUUGGGGAUCUGGGGACAACCGCAUUUGCUCCAUACAGCCCAUCCUUCCUGCACCCAGUGAAGGGCCCAGCUUCCAAAAUGAGAUUCUGCUGUAUUCAGAGCCCAGUUUCCAGGGCACAUGUAGUGUGUGUAAUCAGAACUUGGGCCGUCUGCCGGAAAACCUCAUAGUCAAGUCAUGCAGGGUGGUGGGAGGAAGCUGGGUGUUGUAUGAAGGAGACAUGUUCACAGGAGACCAGUAUGUUUUGUCAGAAGGAAAUUUUCCCAACUUCACCAGCAUGGGCUGUCCUCCCAGCUGCAGUAUUCGGUCGGCAAAAUCAGUUCCAAUGACUUUUUCAGUGCCUUCAGUCUCUCUCUUUGGGCUGGAGUGUUUUGAAGGUCGAGAGGUCACAGUUGAUAAGCAGAUAUCUAGCCUGCAAGAGGAGGGCUUUAAUACACAGUUCCUCUCUGUGAGGGUCAACAGUGGCUGCUGGGUGUUAUGUGAACAUAGUAACUACAGGGGGCGCCAGAUUCUACUAGAGCCCAUUGAAAUCACAAACUGGCUCAAAUACAGCUCUCUCUCCUGUGUCGGCUCUCUCUACCCAGUCAGACAAAAACAAAGACUGUUCCGCAUUAGAAAUAAUGAGUCUGGACACUACAUGUCAGUGAAGGGUGGGGUUGAGGACAUGAAAACAGGCCGUGUGGUCGUCUCAGAGGAGGUGGAGGGAUUAAGUGAUGUUUGGUUCUACCAGGAUGGGCUCAUCAAGAAUAAGCUGGCACGGACCAUGAGUCUGCAGGUGAUGGGGAAUGUGGAGACAGGUGCUAAGGUGGUACUGUGGAAUGAGAAUCGUACGCCAGUGCAAAUAUGGACCGCUCAGGUCAGCGGCAAAAUCUCCAGUGUCACUUUCCCUGGAAUGGUUCUAGAUGUUAAAGGGGAAAAGUCGUAUGACAAACAUCAUUUAGUUGUCCGAGAGCAGAACGAGGAGCAAGCCAGCCAACAGUGGAAGCUGGAGUUCGUCUAACCCCGCCCCUUUGAACUUAACUGACCCACCAAUCCUUACCUCACCCAUUCAGGCUGCCUGAUAAAUAAAAUAUUUUGUCUAUAAACUGACGUUUGUCUUUGUGUGGGCGCCACUACACAGAGUAAAAUAAAAACCUUAUUGUAACCUUUGGACACGGAAAGAGGCGUACCAGCCAUGGGCAGGAAAGUAUUUUUUAUGAUUGUGAAAUGUAAAGUGAUGAGCUGAAAACUGUUAUUUGCACAUCAUGGUUACCUACAGGUCAUUUUUGAAACUAUGAUCUACAACCCAUAGUUUCACAUUAUAAUAUAUAAAAUAAUCUUUAAAUUCAGAAAACUGUAUUAGCUUUUCACUGUCUCUGUUAUAUAUUUUAUAUAUAUAUAUUAAAAACAGCCAGUCACUUCAGAUCUGACCUUUAUUUUGAUCAUUUUAUUUUUUCAUGUCCUGGGAAGGUUUCCAUGAAAGUUUGUUCUGUCAUCUUGUUUUUAUAACCAAAUAUGUGUUGAUGUCAAUAUAGUACAGCACAGUAUAGCAAUGUAAUAUCACCAUGUUAUUUUUGGAAUACCAAGAAACUUUAUUCUAUAACUUUAAUUUUAAAGUUUAAUGUGAAAUAUGUAACAGGGAGUGGCUUUAAUUUUGUAAUAAAACAUCUAAAAAUAUUCAA